This is a messenger RNA of Pseudoliparis swirei, 7169 nucleotides long. RefSeq names its product pericentriolar material 1 (gene pcm1). Lineage: Eukaryota; Metazoa; Chordata; Actinopteri; Perciformes; Liparidae. The record is from RefSeq and is a predicted model, not a curated record. Gene Ontology annotation, cellular component: centrosome; ciliary basal body; centriolar satellite. Gene Ontology annotation, biological process: cilium assembly; protein localization to centrosome; microtubule anchoring at centrosome.
CCAUGAGGAGCUGCGUUUUGGGACCUACGAGACGUUAUUAUUGAUCAAAUGGCUUUUACCAGAAUCAGAGAGAUUUUGUAAACAAUCUCACCAGCAGUAUAUGAAGUAUACAAAGGGGACGUCAUCUCCUUCACUUCCCCUCUGCAUGUUAAGCUGUAAGUGGGCGACAUGGCAACCGGAGGCACUCCUUUUGAUGAAAGUGCAGAAGAGCUGCACAACUGGACUGUAACCAAUGGCAGUCUGGAGGAUAGACUUAACAAUCUGGACUGGGGUGUUCAGCAGAAGAAAGCCAACCGAGCUUCAGAGAAGAACAAGAAGAAGCUGUCGGCUUCAUUGGUGGAGAGCCGCCUGACUAAUGAUAUUUCGCCAGAGUCCACCCCUGGGGCCUGUCGCAGGAGAGCACGCACCCCUCAUUCCUUUCCCCACUUCAAAUACACCACCCAGAUGUCUGUCCCGGACCAGACCGAGCUGGACAAGCUGCGUCAGAGAAUCAAUUUCACAGACUUGGAUGAGAGGAGCAUCGGCAGUGACUCCCAGGGGCGUGCCACGGCUGCCAACAACCAGCGGCAGUUAGCUGGAGAGAACAAGAAACCCUACAAUGUCCUACCUCUGCAUGUCAACACUAACAAAAGCAAGCAGCUGCUCCCUCCCUCCUCAUCUGCCCCAGCCACACCAGCUAUCGCCAAGGAAACUAAGAAGCAAAGCCCCGGAUUCAGGGAUAUGUUAACCCCUGCGGUUCCUACCAAGGAUACGCCGAGGCCCAGCCGUGGUGGCACUGAGAGAGGACCCCUAGCGCACAGAGAAUACAGCAGAGAGCCGAGAAUAGACAGCAGCCAGGUGGUGAGCAAACUGGUACAGAUCCGGGAGUACAUCAGUAAGGCCAGCUCCAUGCGGGACGACCUGGUGGAGAAGAACGAUGUGCCGGCCAACGUGGAGCGUCUCUCCCAUCUCAUUGACCACCUCAAGGAGCAGGAGUCUUAUUUACGGUUCCUGCAGAACAUGCUGACGCGCAAGGAUGACAAGGAUGAUGCAGGGACCCUGGACUCUGCAGUGGGCUCGGGUUCACUAGCUGAGAGCACUUCUCUUAACAUUGAAGUCCGUUCCUCGGAUGCCUCAAAUGCAACGGGCGGUAGGCAAGAAACGGUGCGAGCUGACCAGAAGGAAGAGCUCGAGAAUCUGCGUAAGCAGCACGAGUUGCUGAAGAAGAUGCUGGAACAGCAGGAGCAGCUCCGGGCCCUGCAGGGCAGACAGGAAGCAAUAAUGGCCAUGCAGGACAGUGCGGAGCAAGCACUUGCUGUGAUUGAAGACACUGUUGUCACAGAAACCACGGGCAGCGUUUCAGGCCUGAGCAUCACAUCAGAGCUGAAUGAUGAGUUGAACGAUUUGAUCCAGCGGUUCCACAACCAGCUACAUGAUUCUCGGACUAAAGCAGUGCCAGACAACCGUCGCCAGGCUGAGAGCCUUUCCCUCUCCAGAGAAGUGGGCUGGUCGAGGUCUCCCCAUGCCGUCGGGCCACCUCAACACAGGCCUCUCCUGCACUCUGCAUCUGGUCCCCACACUGGACUAGACACGGGGGAAACAGCUGCCAGUGCCAAACUCUCUAAGCUCCAAGAGCUCCAAGACAAAAAGCAAACCAUGGACAAGAUCCUGCGGGAGCUGCAUUCUCUUCGAGACCAGACACUUAACAACAACUCAUGUCGUGGCUUGUCAACACGGUGCAGUCUGAGUAUGGGAGGUCCUUCACAAUGUCCAUCUGCUCUCUGCUCUAAUGGGGCCUCAGCUCCCACUCCUUUACAUCCUCCACGCACACAACACCAGGACGGCUCCAAUUCCACAGACAAGCUCAGGAAGCUAAAGGAGGUCCACAAGCGUUUGAAUGAGCUGCGGGAGUUGGUUCAGUACUACGAGCAGACCUCCGAUAUGAUGGUGGAUGCGGUCAAUGAGAAUGUGAAAGAGGAGGAUGACGAGGAGGAGGAAGAGGAAGAAGAUGAGACCGAGGACGGUUCUAUGUUUGAGGUCGUGUUUGACUCUGAGAUGGAGAACCGCCAGCCCAUAACAAACAUCAGAAACCCGCAGCACAGCGGGAACUGGACCGACCUGAACAGCCUGACCAAUAGGCGCAGUGUCAGGAUCAGCGUCACCAACAACCGCGAAGGAAGACUCAACACUUCGUGUGAGAUCAACAACCGGUCUGCAGCCAACCUCCGCAGCCUCAACAUCCCCUCAGCCAUCGUGUGCCAGUACAAUAGGGACACCCCCUAUAAUCAGGUGAAGGAUGAGGAUGAGGAUGAAGACCUAGAUAAUGAUGAAGGGCCACAGGCUGUGGCGGCCGACAGCGAGGCAUCGGGAUCCAGUCGAAGGAGCAGUCUGGGGAACAAUGGCGGUUUUUCCCAGAAGGUUCAUCGGCACACAGCGAAGCAGAAACUCCGGCAGCUUCAGGAGCUGGUGGCCAUGGUUCAGAGUGACGACACUGAUGGCACAACAGCCAAUGAGGAUGAAGCUUUACACCAACAACAAAAUAAUACCAGAGCUACUGUUGUUGGGGCGUCUGGGAACAGAUCGAAACCGAAUCCCAGAGAACUCACACUCUCCAGCAAAGCCAGGGAGAAGCUGUAUGAGGAGAAGCUGCGUCAGCAGAGGCUGGAGCUUAAGCAGCUCCAUGAAGAGCGCCAGAGGCUCGUUGAAAUCCAAGGCAAGAUUCAGGAUCUGCAGUGGGCCUGCCCUGACCUCCAGUCAUCUGUGUCCAGCACGGUGAGUCAGCAGGGCUUGCUGCGGACGGUUCCUGUUGCAGUUUCCACUCCGGCCACUGUCCUGGCUUCCUCCUCCUCUGGACCCCAAAUGAACUCGGCCGCGUUAAAUCCCACUGCUGCAGAAGCAGCUUCUGCUUCAGUCACUGACAAUGAGCAGCUGUGGUCUGAGAUGCGUCGGCACCAGAUCUUGCGGGAGGAACUGCGACAGCGCAGAAAGCACCUCGAGUCCCUGAUGGCUGAACACCAGAGGCGUAGAGGUCUCGGUGAAUCUCCUCGGCGGAUGGAUGACUCGGAGGUCCUUGCUACUCCCUCACAGUCCGUCAGUCGGGAUGAAAGGACAAUGGCUACUUGGGGUUCCACUUCCUGUCACCUUGAUGAUGAGGAUGAAGAAGGUAACGAUGAUGAUGAAUAUCACUCUGAGAUGGGUGCAGAGGACGAAGAGGAGCAGGAUGAAGGUGUAGAAAGCAGCUCUGAUGACGACAUCCACAUCUACUCAUCCAGCAGGAACCAGUGCGCCUACAGUGACCGGAAGAAUCAAGGAAGCAACCUGAAGCCUCCACCAGCCUUCUCGGGUGAAGGUAGUGGGAGUCCGUCUCUUCACGACAAGACUAAGGUCAAGCAGAAACGGCAACCGCCGUCCAGAAGUCUGAACCAGUCUGCAACGAGCCAGCACGGAGCUGCCCGGCGACAGGAGAACCUCCGCUGGGCCUCUGAGCUCUCCGUCGCAGAGGGAUCGGGUCAGUGGCAGGAACAGGUCAGCCAGCUGCAGAGGCAGCUGGACUUCAGCACCAGCAUGUGUCAGACACUCAUGCAGGACCAGCAGACACUCUCUUAUAUGUUGCAAACCCUGCUGACGGGUCAGUACAGUGCGUUACCCAACAACCUGUCAUCGCCACAGGUCCACCUGGUCAUGCACCAGCUCAACCAGUGUUACACCCAGCUGGCCUGGCAGCAGACCAACGUACAAAGACUGAAGCAGGUCCUCAAUGACCUCCUCCAGCAGCAGCAGCAGCAGGCUUCCUCUUCAACAGCAGGAUGGCAGAAAAAGAAGCAUGGCUCAUCCCAGGAAUCCAACUCGGGCAUCCCGGCCUCCCCCGGUGUCUUCCUCCCCUUCUCCUCUACCCUGCAUCCUUCAGCCAACAGCAUGUCAGCUGCUGCCUUAUCCCCUUUCCCUCCGAGCUUUAAUUUAUAUCCACUCUUCCCUGCUACUAUGGGCGAGUUCCCUCAGGGUGCCGCAAGUCAGGCAAUCCCUGACCCCCCAAAGCAGCAGCUAGACCCCAACACCUCAAAUAAAACAGAGUACAUGAGUUUCCCUCCUCCACUGCAACGCUCUCCUCUUAACAGCACCACAGAUAGAGAACCGUCUAGCUGGCUUAAAACCGCCAACGCGAACAACAGCGUCCAGCAUCAUCGAUCCAAAGCGGAGCCCCAGGAGUCUCCCUCCUCCUCCCCCGCUUAUGCCAACCGCCACACCAGACCGCAAGAAUUUGACCGGGCAUCACAGGAGAGCUUCAGCAGCAUGCCUGAUCCCGUUGAUCCCACCACCAUCACGAAGACUUUUAAGGCCGGGCGCAAGGCCUCUGCACAAGCCAACCUGGCCUCACGAAGCAAGACGCCCAAUCCCAAGAGUCGCCGCAAGAGGAGCAAAGGGCACAACAAGAACAGCGAAGGCCACAAGAGUGACAGUGUUAGCAGCACUGCAGACUUUGUCCAGAAGAGGGCAGCCCUGUCUCACCAGAAGGAUCAGAACAAGAGUCUGUUGGACAAGCUGACUCGAGAGAAACUUGAGAGCAAAACGAAGCUCGGGAACAAAAACGACAUCUCAUCCGCCUAUGCUUGGAGAACACCCUUCCUCUCUAACAGAAUUGCAUGCACAGAAGCACCAGAUGCAAGCAGCGACUUCUCCCUGUUCGAGGCACUGAGGGAGACCAUCUAUUCUGAGGUGGCGACUUUGAUAUCCCAGAAUGAGUCCCGUCCCCACUUUCUCAUCGAGCUCUUCCACGAGCUGCAGUUGCUCAACACGGACUACUUGCGGCAAAGGGCGCUGUAUUCCCUCCAGGACAUAGUGACCAGGCACCUGGCAGAGAAGAGUGCAGCUGAGGACCAGUUGCCCCCUCUUGGUUCUGUGGUGUGGCCUGCAGGCUCCCAGUCUGAGCUCACGCCCAGUGAGAGUUUGGGAACCAGCGACGCAGAAGUCGUGGAGAAGAACUUGAGGCUCACACAGGCCACGAUGAAGAAGAGGGAGGAUGCAGAAUCUGUGGGCAAUGCCAGCACCAUGUCAACCUCCUCCAACCUGGAACCGUUUGCUAACGACAACCUGGGCAACACAGUGAUUCAUUUAGACAAAGCUCUGGCCAGGAUUAGGGAGUAUGAGCGCAUGAAGCUUAAAGCUGAGUUUAACCCCUGCAACGCCAGCUCUGCUGAAGUUUCUUGUGCUGAGCAGCCUUCUGCUAACCCCGCUGAGCCAGUGGAAGGAGGUGCAGCUAGUGAUGUGCACUGUCCUCAGAUUGACACCCAGCAGUUGGACCGUCAGAUCAAAGCCAUCAUGACAGAAGUCAUUCCCUUCCUGAAGGAGAACCUGGACGAGGUGUGCUCCCUCCAGCUGUUAACAUCUGUGCGCAGCAUGGUCCUGACGCUCACCCAGCAGAACGACGAAAGCAAGGAGUUCGUACGCUUUUUCCACGGACAGCUGGAAGGCAUCCUGCAGGACUCUCUCAGUAAGUUUGCGGGCCGAACCCUGAAGGACUGCGGGGAGGAUCUCCUGGUGGAGAUCUCAGAGAUCCUCUUCAAUGAACUCGCCUUCUUCAGGCUCAUGCAGGAUCUGGACAACAGCAGCAGCAUCGCCUUGGCAGCUAAACACAAACACAAGAAGAGGACUGAGCCAACCAGUCGGGCAAAGCACGGCCUCAAGGAAAAUACAGUAGCUGGUGACGAUAAAUCAACUUCUCCAGGCUACACGGAUGAAGACAAGGACCAAGAUGAGGCCGAGCAGGAAGUCACCCUGCAGGAGCUCUACCUGCAAACGGAGAGGAAGAACAGCAGGAGCAGUGCAGCUUCAGAGGAGGAGGAGAAAGAGGAGGAUGAAGAGGAUGGACAGGGAAUCCCUCUCUCGAUCAGUCUGUCCAAAGCAGAAACUCAGGCCCUGACCAACUACGGCAGCGGAGAGGACGAGAACGAGGAGGAGGAAAUGGAGGAGUUUGAAGUCGGACCCGUCGACGUGCAAACGUCCCUGCAGGCUUCAGCCGACGGACAGGUGGAGCAGGAGGGAACGACACUCGGCGAAACCCAGGAGGCCAAAGCUGAACAGAGGACUUCCGAUUAUUAUGACGGCGAAAUGAACAAGUCAGUUGGGACUGUGGCCGCCGCAGUAGAGGACCCUGACAUGGCAGAGUGCCAGCAUCCUGAAGAGGAGAGUGGCCUCGGGGCAGCCGCGGCCUCAGAAGGAAGCGGCCACGAGGUCACCGCUGACCAGGACGUCGUCAAGGAGUCCAACGCCACGAGCAGCCCCGACACGGACUCCCCCGUCAUGGUCAACGUAGACGAGAUGGGCUCGGGUAACACCAGUCAGAAAUCUGACGAGGACGACUUUGUGAAGGUGGAGGAUUUACCAUUACAGCUCCGAGUCAUGUGCGAGGAGGAGCUCCAGAUGAGAAUAGUGGAGGAGCAGCAGAACAACAACCUGUCGGUGGAGAUCCUCAAUGGGAACGCCGAAUCGCUGACUGGGCUGGUGGGAAGUGCUCAAGCACUGAAGGAACCAGGCACUGCUGGAGACCAGAGUGUGUAAAGAUUAAUGCCGAUGUCUCAAGAUCUCCCGCCGUUAGCGACACGAUGCUUGCACCCUCAAUCGGCUCUGGCUGCGCGGUUGUUGAUUCUUUAUCUGCUAGUUUAAAGGAGCAAAGGCUCAUGUUAUUGGUCACGAGUUAGCUGUGGCUCGAAAACAUCGACGUGCAUAAUCAACAUUCAUUUUAUUCCUGAACGGUUCAUGGGUAAUCUGGGGGGGGGGGGGGGGCUCAUCUUUAUGCUGCUGAUAACGACAGUUGAACCUGUCCGAGUCAUUAUAGUCCGGAAACUCUGGGUCAGAUUCGCCUUAGUCUCCUUGGUUCUGGGAUCAGUUAAACAUGAGUCGUGAUUUUAUUUUAUUUUUGUCCCGGCCUUAUCGUCACACAGCUCGUUUAUUCUGCGCUCGGUUCCGAAUGAUAAGGAGACGAGUGUAGACGGGCCGACUUUAGCUAACGGUUACUCGAGCUUGAACACCGUUUUCCAUUACAUCAGAGCUCAAAGCUCAGAUUGAACUUUUAUCCCUUCAGAUGCAUCUUUAUAUACGGUUCUGUUCGUAUUUAGUUGCCAUUGAUUUCCAUGUAAUUAAAAUGUUGACUACAGUAAUAAGUUUUAAAUAAUAAAAUGCUUGAAAGUUUCAAA